AUGCCCCACUGUGUAUUCUGUGGGAAGGUAACAACUACACACGAGGGUCUCAAGAGACACGUUGCAGGACGUCCUGAAUGUCGACGGCAGUGGGCAUCAAUGAUCGAAGAUGUAGAGGCAGAGAACUUAGACGAUGCACCAGAUGUUGACUUCCCCCAUCAAGAUGCAGCACCGUGGCUCGUCAAGAACCUCGGUCAGACGCGAACCGACGAAUUCCUAAAACUGCCCAUUACACAAAACUGCACGAAACUUUCGUUUCAUAACAACCGCUCAUUCUUGCAGCGCGUGGACGAACUUCCACACGGGCCAGGAUGGAGUUGUAAGAAGGUGACUGUGCGUGGUAACUGCGAGGAUGAGAACGGCAAGAUGUUGCAAGAGGAGGUUGAGUUGUGGUGCCGCGAUCCUGUAGAGUGCAUGAAAGAGCUCAUUGGCAACCCUUCCUUCAAAGAAGAUAUGGCCUACUCACCUGCCAAAGCAUAUGCAGACCGUGCAGGGCAAGAUAGGGUGAUUGACGAGAUGUGGACAGCAGACUGGUGGGGCGAUAAACAGAAAGCCUUGCCAGAAGGUGCCACGAUAGCACCAAUCAUUCUAUCUUCAGACAAAAUGUCCUUGUCGCAGUUCCGAGGGGAUAAAUUGGCGUGGCCGGUGUAUAUGUCCAUUGGAAACAUCGCUAAAGCAAAACGGCGCCAAGCAUCAGCACGAGCGACAGUCCUGAUUGGUUACUUACCAGCAGGCAAACUGGACUGUUUCACCCCCGAUGCACGCUCCUUGGCUGGAUACAGGCUGUUCCACCAUUGCAUGGCUCUACUGCUUGAACCUCUCAUCGGUGCUGGAAACGACGGUGUUGAAAUGGUGUGUGCGGACUCGUGGGUUUGUCGUGUCUACCCAAUUCUUGCAGCAUACAUUGCCGAUUUCCCGGAACAGUGCUUGGUCAGUUGUUGCAAAGAGAACCAAUGGGAUGCACUCAACUCGGCAAUGUGCAAGAUUGGUCAGCAUCCUCCGGAAUUCGAGGCCAAUGGUUUACGUGCCGUUUACAAACCAUUUUGGGCUGAUCUCCCUCACGCGGAGAUUUUUCUAGCGUUCACGCCCGACCUUUUGCAUCAACUUCACAAGGGUGUGUUCAAAGACCACCUUGUGAAGUGGUGCAUCGAUAUCAUUGGGGAGGACAAAAUGGACUCACGUUUCAAGGCGAUCCUGAAUUAUCCCGGCCUUCGACACUUCAAGAAAGGGAUAUCGAGUGUGAAGCAGUGGACGGGACGUGAACACAAAGAGAUGCAGCAAGUAUUUGUUGGCUUAUUGAGCGGAGCAGUACCUAGUUGUGUUUUGGUAGUUGCACGAUCUAUUCUCGACUUCUCAUAUUUUGCCCAGCUUCAAGUUCAGAUGACUGAGUCCCUCGAAGCCCUACAAACCGCCCUGACUGUAUUUCACACUAACAAAGACAUCCUCAAGGAGCUCGCUGUUCGAGAGCAUUUCAACAUUCCAAAACUACACCAGCUCUCUCAUUACGUCCAGUCGAUCACGUUGUUUGGCGCAGCUGACGGCUUUAAUACUGAACUUCCAGAGCGCUUACACAUUGAUUUCGCAAAAGAUUCAUACCGUGCUAGCAACAAACGGGACUACGAAGAACAAAUGGCUUUGUGGCUCCAACGCCAAGAAGCCGUAUUUUUACGUAGCGCAUACCUGGAUUGGUUGUCCCAACAGCCUCGCUCCAAGUCACCUGUGGAUUCGGACACAGACUCGGAGUCGGAAACACCAAAUCUUCCCGCCACUGAACCACUUCAAGCAACACAUGUCCUUGCGAAAGCCCCCGCACAUCCUCACCAAUCCGUUGGAACCAUCAUAACAGCACACGGUGCUACCGAGUUCCUCCCUGCUCUCCGAUCCUUCUUGCUCAAGAAUCUCCCGCGCAACACCAUAGUCCCUGGACUUCAAGACCGAUUCGAUCUUUAUCGUCAAGUGGUGAUUGUGACGCCACCUGAUUUACGAGUUAGCGACGUGCCACAGCGAAGGCAGAUCAGGGCAACACCAGAAACGUUGCCGUCAGGCCGGAAGCCUGGUAUCCCAGCCCGGUUUGACAUGGCCUUGAUAGCAGACAGGCCUCGCUCUUCUAACUUCCAUACUCUUGAAGCGGUCAAUUUUGAUAAUCGUCUUGUUGCAGGUGUACGUGUAGCCCAAGUUCGCGCUAUUUUCACCCUACCUCGCCAGUUCGGCGCAUAUUCCAGAGCCCUCGCCUACAUCGAGUGGUUCACUCCUUUCAAACCACCAGACCCUGUUUCUCGAAUGCGACAGGUCUCGCGCUCAACACGACAACUUCGCCGCAACGCCACUGUAAUCCACGUUGACGAAAUCGUGCGGCCGUGCCACCUUAUACCGAAGAUGGGACCAACAGUAGAUCUGAGGUUGAGAAGCGGAAAUGCAUAUGAGGUGGCGAACGAUUUUUAUUUCAACGAGUUCAUUGAUGGCGAAAUGUUUUGCGCAUGUGUUAUAAGUAAUUAG
Suillus paluster is the source of this 2496-nucleotide messenger RNA. RefSeq lists its product as uncharacterized. The record is from RefSeq and is a predicted model, not a curated record. The coding region runs from base 1 to 2496 and encodes 831 amino acids. The transcript is spliced from 9 exons. NCBI's taxonomy places the organism in Eukaryota, Fungi, Basidiomycota, Agaricomycetes, Boletales, Suillaceae.